Messenger RNA from Elaeis guineensis (African oil palm), 2015 nucleotides. The record is from RefSeq and is a predicted model, not a curated record. Lineage: Eukaryota; Viridiplantae; Streptophyta; Magnoliopsida; Arecales; Arecaceae.
ACGCCUCUAUAUGUGUGUCCACCUUCCCUUCUCUUCUCCUCAAAGCAUUCAAAUCAAAGCUUUCUUUCUCCUCAACUCCUUAUUACGGGAAUACCCUGGCAACGCCAUGGACAUGGACACUUCACACAGCUGGCUUGCCUUCUCCCUAUCCUACCACCAGCCCUACCUCCUCGAGGCUCUCUCCUCCGCCCCUCCACAUGGUGGGGGGGAGAUGACGGCGGAGGAGCGGGGAGGAUCGGCGGAGGUGGCGGCGAUGGCGGUGGUGGGGCCGAAGCUGGAGGACUUCCUCGGCGGGUGUGGGGAACCGAUGGGGCGGUACGCUGGCGGCGAGACCGGGGAUGCAGGGGGGAUCUACGACUCUGAACUGAAGCACAUCGCUGCCGGGUACCUGCAGGGGCUACCAGCGACGGAGCAGCAGGACUCCGAGAUGGCGAAGGUGGCGGCGCCGGCGGAGUCACGGAAGGCCGUCGAAACCUUCGGCCAGCGCACAUCUAUCUACCGCGGCGUCACCAGGCAUCGAUGGACGGGGAGAUACGAGGCGCACCUGUGGGACAACAGCUGCCGCCGGGAGGGGCAGAGCCGGAAAGGAAGGCAAGUCUAUCUUGGUAAGAACAUGUUGUUCUCUUCCCUAAUUUUGAAAGAUCUAAAAAUAGAAAUCAGUCGAAUUAUUAGAUUAAAAAAAAAUGUAGGUGGAUACGAUAAGGAGGAGAAGGCGGCGAGGGCUUACGAUCUCGCAGCGCUCAAGUAUUGGGGUCCGACCACCACCACCAACUUUCCAAUCUCCAACUACGAGAAGGAGCUGGAGGAGAUGAAGAACAUGACACGACAGGAGUUUGUCGCAUCGCUCAGAAGGAAGAGCUCUGGGUUCUCCAGAGGCGCCUCGAUCUAUAGAGGGGUCACCAGACACCAUCAACAUGGACGGUGGCAAGCAAGAAUUGGAAGGGUGGCAGGCAACAAAGAUCUUUAUCUUGGAACCUUUAGCACGCAGGAAGAGGCAGCAGAGGCCUAUGACAUUGCAGCAAUUAAGUUUCGGGGGCUCAAUGCAGUGACAAAUUUCGACAUUAGCCGCUACGAUGUCAAGAGCAUAGCCAACAGCAACCUCCCCAUUGGCGGGAUGACAGGCCGGCCCUCCAAGGCCACAGAAUCUUCGCCAUCAUCCUCAUCUGACGCCAUGACUGUGGAAGCCAAGCAGCUGUUGGACGGCCGGGAUCCCUCGGCCUCACUUGGGUUUGCUGCGCUCCCCAUUAAGCACGAUCAGGACUUCUGGUCCUUGUUUGCACUCCAACAGCAGCAGCAGCAGCAGCAGCAGCAAAGUAAUCAAGCUUCAGGGUUCGGUCUCUUCUCCUCUGGUGUGACUAUGGAUUUCUCUACAGCUUCUAAUGGUGUUAUAAGCCAAGGGUGUGGGGGGAGCCUUGUGUGGAACGGUGGUGUUGUGGAACAGCAGCAAGAGCAAUCACAGAACAAUAGUUGCUCUUCUAUACCGUAUGCAACCCCUAUUGCAUUUGGAGGGAAUUACGAGGGCUCCAGCUAUGUGGGGAGCUGGGUCACACCACCCCCCUCUUACUACCACGAACCUGCCAAGCCCAAUGUGGCAGUCUUUCAGACGCCCAUCUUUGGAAUGGAAUGAUAUGGAUGGGUGGGAAGGUGAGAGGAGAUCGCACUUGCUUGCAGAGAGAAAGAGAGAGUCAAAAGUGAGAUAGAGACCAUGGGAGGUGAUGUGAACUGACCACACUCACAAACAUAAAGAAGGGAAGGAGAACAGAGGGAGGACUGACGAGAAGACUAACAAGAUAUCAAAAGUUUUGCUCAUGGUCAUGCGCCCAACUUCUUUUACUUUUUGGUUUUCUUUUACUGACAUGAUUCUAUAUUGUCAUCAUCAUCAUCAGUGUAAUGGAAACAAGAAGCCUUUUGUAGCUUUUCUCUCUCUUUUCUUUUAUUUCCAAUUUCAUGCUAUCUGCUUGUGACAUCAGUAGGUAAGAAAAGAUUCCAUAUAAGAUAUCAGGACACAUUCUAAA